AAAUACUUUGUAUUAUCUGGUUAUCUUGUUGAAUAUCUAAAAUGAACUUGUAGAUGUGAACUCUAUCAAACAGACAGUAAAGAGACUUUCGCGUGUGACCUGUUUUUGGACGCGACAGACUCAGACUGUGUGGAAACACUUUUUUUUUUUUUUACCACCUUGAUAAAUAAAUACCCACUCUUUCUUUUCGAAACUGCCAUGCAUAAACACCACGUUGUAACAACAAUAAACCCAGAAACUGCAGUUACUUGUGCAGCCAAAGGAAAAUUCAUCAAUGCAAAUGAAGACAACCUGAUUAUUUGCAAAGGAUCUACGAUCGAAAUUUAUGAGGUCCUGCUCAAUGGCAUAAAAACAUUUACAAAGUUCAACAUUUUUGGUGUGAUCAGCUCCAUUCAAGUUUUGCAAUUGACAUCUCGCAACACAUGCUCUUUAUUCUUGGUGACCGAUCAACAUUACUUUACAGUUUUGACUUACAGUCCGCUUACCCAGUCGAUUAUUACUGAAGGACAUGGCAUUUUAGAGGAAACAAACGCACGUGUAUCUGAUCAACCUAUUAGCACCGCGGUCGACAAAGAAACCAACACUGUUUUUAUCAGUGCAUUCACAGGAAUUUUAUUCGCUGUGACACCACCAAAGUCAUCUACAGAAUCGUUCAAACCUAUGCCGAUUCGAACGCACGAAUUUGAUAUAACAUCUAUGGUGUCGCUUAAAGGAAUUCAACAUUCAGCGAUUGCCACCUUGUCAGGCGAAAUAAGCGAGUUAAAAUAUAUCAAGGCUUUCAAGUACAAACCUGGAUCAAACGAAAUUAUCAACGAUGAAAAAUUGACAUGCAAAGUCGAAGCUACUACGCAUACAUUGGUUUCUGUACCAGAACCUAUUGGUGGUAUAUUAGCUAUUGGAGAAUAUAUCAUUUCAUAUCAUGAUCUCAAUUUUACCUCGGGAGGAACCAAAGAAUUAAGUAUUGAUCUGGUGACAGUCACUGCGCAUACGUUUUUGCAUGAUAGUUUCAACCAGUGUAUUUUAGGGGAUUCAGAAGGCUAUUUAUACUUGCUUACGUUGGAAAUCAGUAAUAUGAAGGUGACUGGAAUAGUUAGUACCCUUAUCGGUCAAGCUUCAUUACCAAACACGAUUAUCGACUUAGGAAACAAUUUGCUUUAUAUUGGAUCAUGCCAAGCAGACUCGUGUAUUGUAAAACUUGUUCCAAAUACCCUAAGAAAAUAUACAGUGGAAGUCAUUCGCACCUUUUCGAAUUUGGGACCUAUUGUUGAUUUCUGUUUAUUUGAUUAUGAUGGACAGGGAGAGCAAACGAUGGUAUGCUGUUCGGGCGUCGAUAAAAAUGGUAGUCUUCGUAUUGUAGAAAAUGGCGUGGGAUUUACAGAAAAUUUUAUCUUGGACAUUCCAUUAACAAGUGAUAUUUGGACAUUGGGUGGGAAAUUGUUGGUUGUUUCAACAGCUUUUGAAACCAUGUUUUUAAAGCCAAUAAACCCCUUUGAAAUGGUAGAAUAUCAAUCGACUGGAGCAUUAGUGUUAAAUGAAAUUACGCUGGCUACUGCAUUGACCCCAGGAAAUAAUAUUAUUCAAGUCACUCCAUCAUCCGUUCGUCUUGUGUCUCAUGAAGCUGUGCAAUUAUUAGCAGAAUGGCAACCACCUUAUCAGGAAAAGAUUGUGAUGGCUAAAGUAACUGCAACUCAAUGUGUACUCUGUUAUGGAACAGGAAUGCUUGUUUAUUUGGAAAUUGCAGAUAAUGCACUGAUUCCAACAAGUGUCAAACAAUUUCCAGAUAUUGCAUGCAUAAAUUUAAGCCUUAAACACGAGAAUGGUACAGAUAAAGACUAUGUUACAAUUGGUAUGUGCUCCACGCCUUUAGUCCGAAUUAUGCAGCUGCCCUAUUUGAACCCUGUGCUUGAACUUGCAUUGGAUCAUAUACCCGUAAUAAAGGAUGUUCUUCUGACUAGAUUAGAAGGAGUCCAAUACUUUAUGAUACUAUUAGGCGACGGAACUUUAUUAAGUUACAAAAUAACAUUAAAAAAUGACUCAGCCGCAACGUUGGCUGAUCAGAGACAAACAAUGGUCGGAACCUACAGCAAUGCAAUGUACCCCUUUAUUCAAGAUGGACAGCAAAAGAUCUUUGUUGCAGGUAUUCGACCUACCAUCGUCAGCAGUUGGCAUGGAACUCUAUUCUUUUCUAUUGUCAAUUUAAAGAAUGUUUAUGCACUAGCUCCUUUUGACAAUAUGCUUAUAUUGAUGACUGAUAAAGGCCUGUUAUUUGGUCAAACGGAUUCCGGUCAAAAACUCCAUCAUACAAAAAUUGAACUUGACGGAGAAAUGCCCACCAAUAUCGAAUAUUUCCCCGUGUCUAAAUUUUUAGCUGUAGGUACUGUCACUAGCCAAAAAGAUGUGAAUAAUGAGUAUGUUAAGCGUAUUGGAAAAAUCCAAAUUCUUGACGCACAGACAUUUAAAGCUAUAGACAGUUACAGUCUACCAACAAAUGAAGUUGUCCAAAGUCUGGCUGUAGCUAAAUUCAGUGCUUACCCAAAUCAAGAGUAUUUGUUUGUCGGAACCAUCAUCGAAAAAGAAGAUGACCCGGAUCAUGAUACUGGUCGAAUUCUUGUAUUUGAUUUUAAAGAGAAUAGUCAGUGUGAGUUACUUGAUCAAGUAUCAGUACCUGGUGUUGUGUAUAGCAUGAAAGCAUUCCAAAAUUCCAUGGUUGCGUCAGUGAACGGAUCUAUUUAUACACUGCAAAAGUUUCAGCCGGACUUACCCAUGGGCGAAAGAAUCGAAUUUAAAUCCAAUCUUCAUAAUAAUGUGAUAGCAUUAAAUCUAGAUACAUUUGGUAAUCGCGUAUUGGUUGGAGAUUUAAUGCAAUCUGUAUCGGUAUUGGAAAUGACGGAAAAGGAUCCUUUGUCAUUAAAAUUGUACGCUAAUGACACCAAACCAGCGUGGUUGACAGCUGUCAAAUUUAUCAGCGAAAGCGUGUAUAUCGCAGCCGAUGAUAAAAACAACCUCUUUACAUUAACUGUGGAUAUGACCCGACAACCUAUUCCCAAAUCUUCUUCCAGCAGCUAUACAAUGCCUAUUGGAGAAGUCAAGCGAUUGACUUUGGAAGGUGGAUUUCACAUUGGAUCACUAAUUAAUUGUUGUAGACAAGAUAUUUUAAUGGAUGUAUUAUCUAAUCUGACGAAACAAGAAGAUACAAAUGCCACUCGAUCACGAAUCACAGCAACGUAUAGCCCAUUUACUUUUGCGACAAUUCACGGAUCUAUUGGAACGGUUAAGACUAUAUCCGAGGAUUCGUACCUUUUUUUCAAGCAAAUUCAAGAUUGUAUAUUAAAAGAAUUCAAUAAUAUUGGUGGACUGGAUCAUACGUUAUGGAGGAAUUUCAAACCAACGAUUCAUUAUAAUACGGAACAAGACAGUAAUUAUUUGGAUGGUGAUCUAUUAAAAUCAUUCCAACAAUUAAACAACUUUUCCAAACAAAGAGUUGUGGAUGGGUUACCGACAACAGAAUUUAAAGUGGUGGACAUUGAACAGUUUAUAAAUACUUUGGUUGCUUGA
Messenger RNA from Mucor mucedo, 3555 nucleotides. Its product is annotated as CPSF A subunit region-domain-containing protein. Gene Ontology annotation, cellular component: nucleus. Gene Ontology annotation, molecular function: protein binding; nucleic acid binding. The transcript has 9 exons. The record is from RefSeq and is a predicted model, not a curated record. NCBI's taxonomy places the organism in Eukaryota, Fungi, Mucoromycota, Mucoromycetes, Mucorales, Mucoraceae. The coding region runs from base 199 to 3555 and encodes 1118 amino acids.